Messenger RNA from Oryza sativa Japonica Group (Japanese rice), 1114 nucleotides. Its product is annotated as E3 ubiquitin-protein ligase ATL23. The record is from RefSeq and is a predicted model, not a curated record. Lineage: Eukaryota; Viridiplantae; Streptophyta; Magnoliopsida; Poales; Poaceae.
AUAUUGUCAUCGGCUCACAGAUUAACCAGUGCUUCUUGUUCUGCAAGAAUUCUGAACCAAAAAUUAAUCCCCCAUAAGACGAUCUGUGCGAUGGCUUAGCCGAGUAAAAGACACGCACAGUUCAAGCCUACCCCAGGCAAGCGUCGCUGCGACAUAGCGCAAAAACUACGAAAUCUCGCGGCAAAAAUCGCUAUCGACGCUGCUGGCGUCCACGAGACCUCGCCCCUGUAAGGUCCAAAUUCCCCAAGAAAAACCACACGCGCGACCAUCGCGUCGCCGCCGCGCCCGUGGUUCGUCGUCGACGUACGGCGGCGGGCGGCCGGGGCGGCGCGCCAUGGAUUGGUUCGUGCGGUGCUACAUGCUGGCGAUCGCCAACGGCGUGUGCAUCGGCGGCGCGGCGAUGAUCGUCUACGGGAUCGUGCAGGUGUCGCGGACGGGCGGCGACGCGGGGUCCCUCGUCGUGCUCUCCCUCUUCCUGGCGCUCUGGGUCGCCGUCGGCUCCUGCGUCUACGCCUCCUUCUGCGGCGCGUUCUUCCCGUGGGCGUCGCUGCGGCGCCCGCUGGCUCCUGUCCGGGACGCGCUCUCCCGGUGCGCGCGCGCGCUGCUCCCGCGCCGGAACGGCGGCGGCGGCGAUGGCCUGCCGAGCCACCUGCGCGACGGCGUGCAGCCACGGGAGACGCCGACCGUGCGCGGAGGCGGAGGCGCGCGGGUGGCGACGGCGGACGACAUCCCCGCGUACGAGCAGCCGCCUGCGGGAGAGGGCGAGGGCGGCGCGGCGGCGGCGCCGGAGUGCGCGGUGUGCCUCGGCGAGGUGGAGAAGGGGGAGAUGGCGAAGCGGCUGCCGGCGUGCCUGCACGUGUUCCACCAGCGGUGCAUCGACGCGUGGCUGCGGGGCAACUCCACCUGCCCGGUCUGCCGGCGCAACGCCUUCGCCACGGCGGCGCCGCCAUUGCCGGCUCAAAUGGUGUAGUCAGCGAGAUGCUCUACGCCGUUCUUGCAUUCUUUUGCUUGUGCUUAUUCUUUUUCUCAUUUAACAAACAGCACUGUAUAUAAACUGUUAAACUGUAUAUGUACUUGGAGAAUUGAAGGAAAUUACUGGGUACUAAUUGAGUUA